CUUUCUCUUUUAGAUGUGAUGUAAAGCUUCUGUGAAAGUAACAGUGCCAAACCAAUAUCAUAGCAGCCACUAGCCCACUACAUAACCACAAACACAUACAAACAAACUCUAUAUCUCCACCUCCUCCGCCGUCACCACCGCCACCACCAACCGCCGCCGGCGCAGAUGGGUGCCGUAGAACCUGUUUUAGAGAGAGAAAAGAAAGAUGCUGCCGAUCAACAAACGGAAAAAGUUGAAAUCAGAAAAACCGACAAAGAUUUGGAGAAAGGUGAAGUGGGUUUUGAAGAACACCAACAUCCACCAAGAGAUGUGCAUAUGUCAAGAAUGCAAAGAUUAAGUGCAACAAAUCCAUUAAGACUUGUUAUCGAUAAUGCCACCAGAGUACCACCUACCCGCGGCCCCACCGCCGCUCACCACCAUCCACCACCACCUCCACAGUCACAGCCACAGCCACAACCACCGCCUACGCAACCCCACCACCACCCGUCUCCUCCACCGCCCACCGCUAACCCUCGUUCCAUCCCCGUCCCCAUCGCAACUCCUCAACACAGCACACCAACUCCUCAACCAUCUUUGACUACUCUCAAUUCGAGAAAAUACACCAACAAAAUAUCUCUGUUCUUGUUCGCAUUACAUUUCUUGGUUGCAAUUUGUCUCGUAUUCUUCUUGGUUUACAAAGGGAUUCAAGGUUUAUUACAAGGAGGAAGCGCAGGAAGAAAAGAACGAAGAGUAAUUCAUUACUUUCUCCCACAAGUAGAAGCAGCUUCUCUUUUAAGCAUCACAUUAGCAUUCGCAUGGCAGAAAGCAGUAAGAGUUUGGCCUAAUUUCAUGGUGCAUUUCAUCCUCUGGAGUUCUUUCCUCAUGACAUUAUCCGCCGGAAUCCUCCUCAUCUGCUUCCAAACGCCGAGCACCGACGGCGUCGGUGUCGUGUUCAUCUUUUUCGCAAUCGGAAACGGGUUGUACUCGUGUUGGGUAACUCAAAGAACAAAGUUUUGCAGUAAAGUUUUUCUUAAAUCAUUGGAACCCGUUUCGAAAUUUCCCGAUUUAAAUCGACCCACUUACUGGAUGCUUGGGAUUGGGUUUAUCUGGAUGUCGAUUUGGAUUUUAGCGGUGAUUGGGGCGUUGAAUUUUUACUUUCCGCCAUUGGUGAUUAUUUUGUUGGUGUUGAGUUUGCUUUGGACUGCGGAAGUGAUGAGGAAUGUUGCGAAUUUGACUAUUAGUAGAGUGAUUGCUUUGUAUUAUUUAAGGGGAAUGCAAUCGAAUACACAGUUUUGUUUUCAAAGAGCGAUGUCCAAGAAUCUUGGAAGUGCGUGUUUAGGGUCUUUAUUUGUUCCCACCAUUGAAGCUCUGAGGAUUGUUGCUCGAGGUUUGAAUUUGCUUGAGGGAGAAGAUGAGUUCAUGUUCUCUUGUGCACAUUGUUGUCUCAAAGUUAUGGAAGCAAUUUUCAGAUAUGGCAAUGGUUGGGCUUAUGUUCAGAUAGCGGCAUAUGGAAAAGGGUUUGUGAAAGCAUCCCAAGACACUUGGGAACUUUUCGAGAAACGUGAAAUGGAAACAAUUGUGGAUUCCGACAUUACCACCGCGAUUUGCUUCCUCACCGGAGUUUGUAGUGGUUCAAUCUGUGUCAUCGUGGUGGCGGCUUGGACCGCAUCCGUGCACGCGCCCUUCACCGCCACCAUCUCCCUCCUUGCCUUCAUCGUCGGUUAUUUGAUGACGAGGAUCGCAAUGGCAUUGCCUCACGCGUGUGUGAGUUGUUACUAUAUUCUCGGAAAUACAAGGGGUUGUUUGUACAUAUGGGAGAACUUUAGGGAGUUAGUUGUAUGUUAA
Messenger RNA from Lactuca saligna, 1824 nucleotides. NCBI's taxonomy places the organism in Eukaryota, Viridiplantae, Streptophyta, Magnoliopsida, Asterales, Asteraceae. The record is from the annotation of a GenBank genome assembly.